AAUUAUCCACCAAAUUCGCAAUUUGUGUUAAAUUCAAACAAAUUUGAAUAAAUUCCAAAGUGAUGGCUAGCAGAGUGGUUGCGACGGCCACUGUGCGAGCAGUGCGCAAAAAACUAGCCCCCACACGAGCUGCUUUAGUUCUGACACCAGCUGCGGUGAAUCGAGUCAAAGAAAUACUGAAAGGGCAGGAUAAUUACGUUGGUUUAAAAAUUGGGGUGAAACAGAGGGGUUGUAACGGUUUGUCAUACACUUUGGACUAUGUUGAUAAGAAAGAUAAAAUGGACGAAGAAGUGGUCCAAGAUGGUGUCAGAAUCUUCAUAGAUAAGAAAGCACAACUCACACUCUUAGGUACUGAAAUGGAUUACGUGCAAAAUAAAUUAAGCUCAGAAUUCGUUUUUAACAAUCCAAAUAUUAAAGGCACGUGUGGUUGUGGCGAGUCGUUCAACAUUUAGACACAAUUAUAGUCUGAUUAGUAUUUAUUUGUACAUAAACGUUACGUUUUAAUAAAAAAUAAUUACAAAAG
Molecule: messenger RNA, 523 nt
Organism: Tribolium castaneum (red flour beetle)
Lineage: Eukaryota; Metazoa; Arthropoda; Insecta; Coleoptera; Tenebrionidae
Gene: MagR
Product: Magnetic receptor
Exons: 5
Coding region: 63-452 (129 amino acids)
Biological process (GO): iron-sulfur cluster assembly
Cellular component (GO): mitochondrion; cytoplasm
Molecular function (GO): 2 iron, 2 sulfur cluster binding
Source: RefSeq, a predicted model, not a curated record